Aspergillus terreus NIH2624 is the source of this 1245-nucleotide messenger RNA. RefSeq lists its product as uncharacterized. Lineage: Eukaryota; Fungi; Ascomycota; Eurotiomycetes; Eurotiales; Aspergillaceae. The record is from RefSeq and is a predicted model, not a curated record. Bases 1 to 1245 code for a protein of 414 amino acids. The transcript has 5 exons.
AUGUUGGGUCGUUCCCUUCGGGUUCAGGCGCUUUUGCUCGCUGUCGCCACUGCAGCUCUUCAAAGCCAGAAGAGAUGGACAAAUGGCGAUACUGCAACAGGGACGACUGAUCCGAAUGUCACGAACGACUGCACUUAUUGGGCAAACAACAUUGCCUCCGAUGAUACGUGUGACGCCGUGGCAGCGUACUUUGAUAUCACAACAGAUCAGCUGAUCAAAUGGAACCCUGAACUGCUUCCCGAUUACUGCGUAUUAAUCACUGGCUGGAGCUACUGCGUGUCGGGUCCGGAUGUGAAUAUCAACACCGUGGUGUCCACUGCCACGCCCACCACGACGACUGUGCCCGGGACUCUCACGUACAAUGGAACAGCUGCCCCGACUCAGAGCGGGCUCUCCUCCUCCUGUACAGAGUACUACCUGGUGCAAAAUGGCGACAGCUGCUACACAAUUCAGGACAAAUCAAUUUCGUCCGGAUGCGGCAAUCUGCAACCUGGAUACUUUGUCUGCGUUGCUGCUGGAGGCUCAGCAUCGACCCCCUCCUCUGCCACAGCGACAACAACGACCACCACCAGCAGUACGACCGGGCCAUCGGCAUCCGCCUUUCCAACCCAACCCGGAGUCAGCUCGAACUGCGAUGAGUGGUUCUACGUGGUCAAUGGUACGAGCUGUCAGGAUAUCCUAGACAAGUACAGUCUGUCUAUAUCCCAGUUUUACAGCUGGAAUCCGGCCGUUGGGCCUACCUGCACCAACCUGUGGCUGGAGACGUACGUCUGCGUCGGAACAUCGGCCUCCGCCACCAUCACUCCCACCAAGUCGACAUUGACCACCAGUGCCACCCCUACUGCUUCAUCCACAAGCGACGUGCCAUCUCCGCAUCAGAGCGGUAUCGCGUCCGACUGCGUGCAGUAUUACAUGGCUCAGUCGGGUGACAGCUGCUGGUCUAUCGUCAACCAGAAAUUCACCUGGCUGACUCAAGACCAAUUUGUCAAGUGGAAUCCGGCGUUGGGGACUAGUUGCGCGCUGCUCGCCGAUGAGUAUUACUGCGUUGCGGUGAAGACCGCGCAGCCAAUGCCGGGAACCAUCAGCACCUGCGCGAAAUGGCAUCUGGCGGUGUCGGGAGACGGCUGCUGGGCCAUUGAACAGGAGUACGGCAUUACCGCCGCGCAGUUCAACCUGUGGAAUCCCCAAGUUGGGUCCGACUGCGCGGGGUUGUGGCUGGGGUACUAUGUAUGCGUUGGGGCAUAG